Molecule: messenger RNA, 1841 nt
Organism: Asparagus officinalis (garden asparagus)
Lineage: Eukaryota; Viridiplantae; Streptophyta; Magnoliopsida; Asparagales; Asparagaceae
Product: protein CbxX, chromosomal
Exons: 7
Coding region: 214-1656 (480 amino acids)
Molecular function (GO): ATP binding; ATP hydrolysis activity; protein binding
Source: RefSeq, a predicted model, not a curated record
GUGGCUCGUGGGCCCCAGCACCGCUCCAGAGAGAGAGAGAGAGGGGGAGAGAGAACGAAAGGAGCAAGAAAGAGAGAGAUUCUCCUCCUCCUCCUCCUCCUUCUUCCGUGGGAAAUCCAAAACCCAACUCAAAAAAACCAGAGGCCCAGGGACAAACAAAAGAGGCCACCCCAAAGAAAAACGGAGAAAUUGUUGGAAAGGGAGGGGAAAAGGAUGCCAGGGAGCCAAAAUGGACGGUCAGGAUCAUCCAAACGUGAAACCAUCCAUGGCUGCGCUCAGUCAGGGGAUCUCUUCGGCUUGGAGAAGAGGCUGCAGCAGAACCCAUCUCUUCUUAACGAAAGAAAUUCCAUCAUGUCACAAACACCUCUGCAUGUAGCUGCUGGAAAUAACAACGUCGGCAUCGUCAGGUUUCUUCUCGAGUACAAGGGCACGGAGAAGAUCGAAUUGGAGGCUAAAAACAUGUAUGGCGAAACGCCUUUGCAUAUGGCAGCAAAAAAUGGCUGCAGUGAAUCUGCGCAGGUGCUUAUUGUUCAUGGUGCCUCUCUAGAGGCUAGAACAAGUAAUGGAAUGACUCCGUUGCAUCUAGCAGUAUGGCAUGCUCUUCUAGCGGACGACUGUGUCACUGUUGGCACGUUGUUAGAGUUCAGCGCAGAUUGUGGUGUCAAAGACGAUGAAGGAAAGACUCCAUUGGAUCAUGUUUCACAACAUGGAGGUGGUAGCGAGAAGUUGCAUGGGCUUUUGACACGGUACAUUCAAGAGCAAAGGAAGCGCAAAGCUAUUGAAUUUUUUGGGGAGGCAAAAGAAAAAAUGAGAGAGUUUGAAGAAGCUAUGGAAAAGAUUGUGGGUCUGCAGGACCUCAAAUCUCAAUUGUAUAAAUGGGCCAAGGGGAUGCUUUUUGAUGAGAAGCGAAGAGCUCUGGGCUUAAAGAUAGCUGCCAGAAAACCUCCCCAUAUGGCAUUUCUCGGAAAUCCUGGAACAGGUAAAACCAUGGUGGCCCGAGCGCUUGGCAAACUCCUCCAUAUGGUUGGAGUUCUACCAACUGACAAGGUAACUGAAGUUCAACGAACUGAUCUUGUCGGAGAAUUUGUAGGGCACACAGGACCAAAGACUAGGCGAAAGAUAAAAGAAGCAGAGGGAGGCAUUCUGUUCAUAGAUGAAGCAUACAGAUUGAUACCGAUGCAGAAAUCAGAUGACAAAGACUACGGCAUAGAAGCCUUGGAAGAGAUAAUGUCAGUAAUGGACAGUGGGAAAAUAAUGGUUAUAUUUGCUGGAUAUCGAGAGCCUAUGAAACGAGUCAUUGCAUCAAACGAAGGGUUUUGUAGAAGAGUUACGAAGUUCUUUUACUUUGAUAAUUUCAACACGAACGAGCUCUCUCAAAUUCUACAUCUGAAAAUGAGCGAUCAAGAUGAGACUAGUCCUUGGUAUGGAUUCAAAUUGCAUUCGUCUUGUAGUAUAAAUUUGGUUGCGGAGUUGAUUGAGAGAGAGACUACAGAGGAUCAGAGGAAGGAGAUGAAUGGGGGUUUAAUUGAUCCUUUGCUUGCUAACGCUAGAGAGAAUUUGGAUCUCAGGUUGGAUUUUGAUUGCUUGGAUGCUGAGAGUUUGGUUACUAUUACUCUGGAGGAUCUGCAAGCAGGGCUUCAGUCACUCUCAAGAUGAGGAGACUUCAAGUACAGAAUUAUCAUCGAUUAACAAUUCUUUUUGUUCAAAUUGGUAUAAGAAAUUUAUUGUAUUGUAUUUUACAUGAAGAGGAGAAACCAUUUAGGGAUAGUUGGCUCUGGUGUAAUGCAGCUUCAAACGAUAUUUAUUUAAUUUAUGUAAUCAUGCAUCAUUCUUAUUUUCUU